Myripristis murdjan (pinecone soldierfish) is the source of this 3045-nucleotide messenger RNA. It is a transcript of the gene kdsr, whose product is annotated as 3-ketodihydrosphingosine reductase. The record is from RefSeq and is a predicted model, not a curated record. Gene Ontology annotation, biological process: sphingolipid biosynthetic process. The transcript has 10 exons. Gene Ontology annotation, molecular function: 3-dehydrosphinganine reductase activity. Gene Ontology annotation, cellular component: endoplasmic reticulum membrane. Lineage: Eukaryota; Metazoa; Chordata; Actinopteri; Holocentriformes; Holocentridae. The coding region runs from base 304 to 1383 and encodes 359 amino acids.
GUGCAGGCUCGAGGACUACAAGUCCCAGGCGCGCGGCUGCGUAGCACGCGUUCAAAGUGCACAGUUCGAUUUGUUUUGGUUUAUGCAGAGUGCGCUUUGUCGUAGGGAGCCAAGGUCCACCACGGUAAUUUAUCUCGGUUGUUAGACCUCUGACUCGCCGCCAAACACCAGAGCAACUCCUCCUCCAGGGUUUGUGUCUCGCCACCCCCACCUCCAGGGCCGCGUGCCUUUUGCCUCCGUAAUUUGCCCCCCAGAAGCUAGCCUGCUAGUUAGCCGACAAGCUAACGACUGCCAGAUUCACCCAUGUCCUCUGAAGAAGGCUUGAGUUCAACGAUCACCGAUUGGCUUUUCAUCAAUUCCUGGUGGCUGCUCCUGCCGUUCAUCAUGCUUCUUGUAGUCGCCGCAUUCAUCGUUGCCUUCGUGUUGCUGUUGUACAUGAUAUCGCCUCUUAUUAGCCCCAAACCUUUGAAACUGAACGGGGCCCACGUCGUGGUGACAGGAGGGUCAAGCGGCAUUGGGAAGUGCAUUGCAAUGGAGUGCUACAAGCAAGGAGCUUUCAUCACCCUGGUGGCACGGGAUGAGGCUAAAUUGCUCCAAGCAAAGAAGGAGGUGGAGAAAUGUGCCAUCAAUGAUAAGCAGGUGGUGCUCUGCAUAUCAGUGGACGUUUCAAAGGAUUACGGCCAGGUGGAGAGUGUGAUAAAACAGGCUCAGGAGAAGCUGGGGCCUGUUGAUAUGCUGGUGAACUGUGCCGGAAUGUCCAUUUCUGGAAAGUUUGAAGAGGUGGAGGUGGAUCGCUUCAAAAGGCUGAUGGAGGUGAACUACCUGGGCAGUGUUUACCCAACGCGUGCGGUCAUAACCACCAUGAAGGAGCGAAGAAUGGGCCGCAUCAUGUUUGUGUCAUCCCAGGCAGGCCAGAUUGGCUUGUUUGGCUACACAGCCUACUCCCCGUCCAAGUUUGCCCUUCGUGGCUUAGCAGAGUCACUGCAGAUGGAGAUGAAGCCAUACAAUAUCUAUGUGACGGUGGCCUACCCCCCAGACACCGACACACCAGGACUGGCUGAGGAAAAUAAGACAAAGCCUUUAGAGACCAAGUUAAUCUCCGAGACCUCUGGGGUUUGUCAGCCAGAGCAAGUGGCCAAAAUCGUUGUUCGGGAUGCGGUGCAGGGGAACUUUAACAGCUCUGUGGGUCCUGACGGCUACAUGCUCUCGGCACUCACCUGUGGAAUGUCACCUGUCACCUCCAUCACAGAGGGCCUGCAGCAGAUUGUGACUAUGGGACUGUUUCGGACCAUUGCCCUGUUCUACCUGGGGAGUUUUGACAGCAUUGUGCGUCGCUGCAUGAUUCAGAGAGAGCAGUCGAAAGCGGCCGACAAGAGGGAGUAACAACACGACGACACAGGAACACCCUCACCCACUUCUUCACAGCCCCAGGAGACACAACAUCCCUCUACCACCCCCUCUCCCCUCCUCCUCUCCCUCCACCCCUACAAGUGCACCACCCUGGGUGGGGAAAACAGGUCAGGCCUUGUGUGCACUUGUAAUGUCAGCUAAACAGAUGGGAUGACAGAAAAUGACUGGUGUUUCCUAUUCGCUUUUCCAGUGAUGUAACUCCUCCAUAGACUUUACAGCCGUUUUGAUUUUUUUUUCCUGUCCUCUUAGAGAAUUCCAGUGACUUUUCAGUUUAAUGUGGGCACCUUCCUCUUUUGUGGGGGCAGCCUUACUAAAGGGGGAUGAAGGCAGACUAAACAUCCCGCAGCCUGUUGUUAAAGUAGGCCUUGAGAACAGCUGACACUUAAGAUAUUGGGCCUCCCUGCCUCUACUCGCCCAAUGUUGUUUGUUUUUUACUUACAGAGAAAAGAAAUGGAUAGCCUGUCCGACUGGUUGUGCCAAAUAUGGCCUGAAAUUCCUUCCCACCAGGGGCUAGUGAAAACCAGAAUGGUAACUUUUACCUUUUGUCUUUUUGUUGCAUGCAUCACACAGCUACAUUCACUUUAUAAAACUUUAAUAUUUUCCACCAAAUGAGUCCCCAUCCUUCUCUACCUGUUUAUCAUACAAGUCUUUGCAGGCAAAGCACCUUCCUUCUUCCCUCUUGUCUCAAUGACCUCUGUAUUUGAAACCAGUUGCGACCCUCAGCAGGGAUGUUUAGCUUGUUUCCUGUUUGCUUGCUAAGUCGAGAUGUGAUUUAACAAGACGCUGAUAUGAACGUGAGAGCUUUUUAUUUUUAUUUUAUUUUACUAAUGCAAAAACCUAAUUUGCUUCCACAAAGUUCUAGUCUUCAGCAUUUGCAGGGAGAGGCAGUGUUCAGGCAAGUUAGAAAAUGACUGUGUGUUUGUGUGCGUGUGUGUAUGGGUUGGUGUGUGUUUACAAAUGAUUGCAGGUGUACUAUGACUGAGCCAAGCCCAGGGGAUAGAAAAGCCAUUGGACAUUGAUCUUUAAUGUCUUGGGAGUAAAACACACCAAAUUAUGUUCUCAUUAUCCCAUGAUAUUUUUUUAUUUGAGAGAAGUCAGGAAAGCAUGUGCGGGGUUAAAGCCAUUAAGUCAAAAGGAUGGGGGGGAUAAAUGGCAGGUAAUGUCACCUUUCACCUGUGAACUUUACUUGGUUCACUACACGUUCUGUCUCUGCUUACAUUAGAUGUGUAGAGGGAGGCAUAUCAGCUUGUACAUGCGUUUGGUUUUAUGUGUCUGCGCACAUAUUUAGCCACCUCAGUCAAGAUCCAAAUGGGAUCCAUAUUUUGAUGGGGUGGUGUCAGUCAGGGCAAGGUGAGGGAUGUCGCUCGCUGGUUCGAGCAAUGUCUGUGUAGGCCUAGUGGGGGCACUAGAGAUUUGUUUUACCUUAGGGCCAAAAGAGCAGAGGGACCAACAUCUUUGUGUGCAGGGGAACAGUAGUCCCUGUCCCUGAUUUUGACCUGGUGUGACCCUGUCAUAUACAGUCGGGAAUUCAUACCUCCCUGAAUGGGAAUGCCAGUUCCCUCCUGAUGUCCUUCCAGCCUUGGAAAAUUUCACAUUUACCACAUGACCUUCUCAGUGUUUUUGCUUUUAGAGGGA